AUGGAGAAAAAACAAUAUCGCUCGGUGAUUCGAUUCUUAUUUUUGGAAGGGAAAUCGCGCAGUGAAAUUAAAGAACGUUUGGAUGCAGUAGAUGCGGAUCCUUCUCCUUCAAUGGCGACCACUAAAAAUUGGUAUAACGAGUUUCAAUGUGGUCGUACGUCGAUUUUGGAUAAUCCACGCCCAGGUGCUCCGAAAACAGCCACCACGGAGAAGAAAGUGACAAAAGUAAACGAUAUCGCUUUGUCAGAUCGACGAUUAAAGGUGCUCGAGAUAGCUGCGAUAGUAGACAUCUCAGAAGAACACAUAAGGCAUAUCCCACGUGAGAUUUUGGGCAUGAGGAAACUGUCAGCAAGGUGGGUGCCGCGUUUGUUGACUGCAGACAACAAGCGCAUCCGUGUGACCAGUUCAGGGCAGUGUUUGGAGCUGUUUAAUCGCAAUCCAAAAGAGUUCUUUCGUCCUUACGUGACCGUCAAUAAAACAUGGAUUCACUGGUACACUCCAGAGACCAAGGAGCAGUUAAAACAGUGGACUUUACCUGGUGAGCGUGCUCCGAAGAAGGCGAAAACGGUCCCGUCGACCAGAAAGGUGAUGGCCACUGUUUUCUGA
Messenger RNA from Phymastichus coffea, 606 nucleotides. RefSeq lists its product as uncharacterized. The record is from RefSeq and is a predicted model, not a curated record. The coding region runs from base 1 to 606 and encodes 201 amino acids. Gene Ontology annotation, molecular function: nucleic acid binding. NCBI's taxonomy places the organism in Eukaryota, Metazoa, Arthropoda, Insecta, Hymenoptera, Eulophidae. The transcript has a single exon.